UGGAAAACAUUUGAACGUUGCGUUGUGCACUCUGGAGCGCAUUUCACGCUUUUCAGAAUCAACACUUUCAGCAAAAACCAAACACUCUCUUUCUCAAAUUCCUUACUAAAAUAUCCUUUCUUGUUAAACCGACACCGUUUCAUCCUUUACUAUAGACUGAGUAUACGAGUUUUAUUCAUAUUUACCCAGAACUGAAACUCUUCUUUCAAAUACACUCAUUUUCAUUUGCGGAAAAUUUUUAGGGUUUUUUUUCUCUUCUUCUAUUUCCUCAUUUCUCCUCUUACACGUUCUCUCGAUUUUCUCCGCUUAUCUUCAUCUUUGAUCCACGUCAAAACCUCAUCAACGUCGCUGUGAAAGUUAAUUCUUCCAGCACAAGAUGUACCGUAAAUCAGAAUAUAAGCGUGAGUCUGAUUUGGAAUACUACGAGCGUAGGUAUUAUAAUGACUUGAAGGAUGAUUACUAUAAGUUCAAAAUCUCUAUUUCAAAGUAUAGGUGUCCAUUCUGCAACAACAAGAAGGAUUACACCUUGAAUGAGCUUUUGAGACAUGCUUCUAGAAUUGCCGGUGUUUCGCGUGGAGAGACUGUAAAAGAUAAAGCAAAACAUGCUGCUCUUGAAAGGUACAUUGAAAGGUACCUUGAUGUAAAAAAUUCUAAAGAUCAUUUACCUGAUUUGGAUAUUGCUAAAGAUAAGCUGCCUGGUGAAGAUGUUGUUAAAGAUAAUCACUUACCUGAUGUUAAUAUUACUAAAGAUCAUUUAGAUGAUGUUAAUGUUGGUAAAGAUUACUUAUCUGAAGCGAAUGUUGGUAAAGAUCGUUUACCUUAUGUGAAUACUGCUAAAGGUCGGUUACUUAAUGUGAAUAUUGAUGAAGAUAAGAUGUUUGUGUGGCCUUGGAUGGUAGUUCUGGCUAACAUUGUUACAAGAUUUGACCCAAACAGUGGAAAGCAUGUUGGGAAAAGCAAUAAGAAAAUUAAGGAAGAACUUAUCACGAAAGGAUUUCAGCCAGUGAAAGUUACUGCACUUUGGAACUUUAAGGGACAAUCACCCUUUGCAAUAGUUGAUUUUGGAAAAGAGUGGGUUGGCUUCAACAAUGCGAUGAAGCUAGAAAGGAGUUUUCAAGGUGAGCAUUGUGGCAAGAGGGAUUACUUAGGACCGAAGGAGCGAGGUGAUAGACUAUACGGAUGGAUGGCACGGGGCGAUGACUACCAUUUUAAGGACAUUGUUGGUAGUCACCUUCGGGAAAAUGGGGAUUUGAAAACUGUUUCUGGAAAAGAAGCUGAGGACAAUAGGAAAGCAAUGAAGCUUGUGUCUGGUUUGGCUAAUACAUUAAAAUUGAAGAAUAUGGAAUUGGAACAGACAGCAAGCAAAUAUGAUGAAGCUAAUGUGGUCCUAAGGAGAGUAAUGGAUCAGAAAGAGGGGAUGGUUGAACUUUUUAAUAAGGAAAUUAGCAAGAUGCAGCAGAUUGAACGCGAUUAUAUGGAGAGUAUUUCGAAGGAUCAUGAAAAAGCCAGGCUGCAACUGGAAGCUAAGAGGAAUGAACUUAUGUCCCGUGAAAAGGAUCUUCAGAAGCGUCAAGCACAUAAUCAUAAUGAGAGAAAUAAGCUUUAUCUUGAGAAGAAAAAUAAUGAGAUGGCAAUAGCAGAGCAAAAAAAGCAUGAUGAAAAAAUGAUGCAAUUGGCUCAAGAACAUAAGAAAGAAAAAGAGAAACUUCAUAAAAAAAUUCAUGACCUAGAGAGAGGACUUGAUGCAAAACAAGCAUUGGAAUUGGAAAUCGAACUGCUGAGAGGAGCUCUCCAGGUCAAGACGCACAUGGGAGGGAUGGAUCUGGAAGAGAAGGAAAAAUUGGAGGCAAUCAAAAUGGAUCUGCAGGAAAAGGAAGAGGAAUUGGAAUGCAUGGAAGAUCUUCAACAAACACUGAUUGUCAAGGAGCUCAAAACUAAUGAUGAGUUGCAGGAUGCUCGCAAAAAAUUAAUUUGUUGGAUUGGCUGCCCAAAGAACACACGAGCCUUUAUUUCUGUGAAAAGGAUGGGGGAACUUGGCAUUAAGCCGUUUCUGGAAGCAGCUAAGAGGAAAUUUUCUGAUGAAGUGGAUGUGAAAGCAGCUAAGGGAAAACUUUCCGAUGAAGUGAAGUUGAAAGCAGUGGAGUUGUGCUCACAGUGGGAUGAAUAUCUUAGAGAUCCAAGCUGGCAUCCAUUCAAAAUUGUAAAUGAUAAAGAAGGGAACUUAAAGGAAAUUUUAGACGAAGAAGAUGAAAAACUGGAAAGUUUGAAGGAUGAGCUUGGCGAUGAGGUUUAUGACGCAGUAGCUACAGCUUUGAUGGAGUUAAAUGAGUACAAUCCUAGUGGUAGAUACCCAAUACCGGAACUCUGGAAUUUUAAGGAAGCAAGGAAGGCUACGUUGAAGGAGGGCGUUUCCCACUUAAUCAAGCAAUGGAAAUUGUCAAAACGAAAGAAAACUUGAGGCUUCAUUUGGGCGGUUAGAAUCAGACUUACUUAUGCAGAAAGUUUAAUUUAAAUUCUAGCUCUAACAGACUUUGGUUCAGUUCAAAAUUAUGUUGCCAAUGGUUGCUAACACUUCGUACCGUUGUUAUAUGUAAUACUGAUAGCGAUAUCAUAUAUAUUUGUUUAGAAGAUAUUGCGUAUGACUUUGGGUUAAACCUUUAAAAUGAGUUGAAAGUUUAUCAAGGCUCUACUCAGACGAGUAGGUGAUAUCAA
Molecule: messenger RNA, 2712 nt
Organism: Cicer arietinum (chickpea)
Lineage: Eukaryota; Viridiplantae; Streptophyta; Magnoliopsida; Fabales; Fabaceae
Product: factor of DNA methylation 4
Biological process (GO): gene silencing by siRNA-directed DNA methylation
Source: RefSeq, a predicted model, not a curated record